Rosa rugosa (rugosa rose) is the source of this 1466-nucleotide messenger RNA. RefSeq names its product large ribosomal subunit protein uL4. Gene Ontology annotation, molecular function: structural constituent of ribosome; RNA binding. The coding region runs from base 60 to 1283 and encodes 407 amino acids. Gene Ontology annotation, cellular component: cytosolic large ribosomal subunit; ribosome. NCBI's taxonomy places the organism in Eukaryota, Viridiplantae, Streptophyta, Magnoliopsida, Rosales, Rosaceae. The record is from RefSeq and is a predicted model, not a curated record. The transcript has 2 exons. Gene Ontology annotation, biological process: translation.
GCUCGCUCACACUUUUAGUUUCACUAUCCCCAGAACCCUCCAACCUCCUCCUCUCAAAAAUGGCCGCCGUCGCCGCCAUUCGUCCCUUGGUCUCAGUCCAAACCGUCGAAGGAGACAUGGCCACCGAUCAGUCCCACACCGUGGCCUUACCCGACGUCAUGAAGGCCUCGAUCCGACCCGACAUCGUCACCUUCGUCCACUCCAACAUUUCCAAGAACAGCCGCCAGGCCUACGCCGUCUCCAGGAAGGCCGGCCACCAGACCUCCGCCGAGUCCUGGGGUACCGGCCGCGCCGUCUCCCGUAUCCCCCGUGUCCCCGGAGGCGGCACCCACCGCGCCGGCCAGGCAGCCUUCGGCAACAUGUGCCGCGGCGGCCGCAUGUUCGCUCCCACCAAGAUCUGGCGCCGCUGGCACCGCAAGAUCAACGUCAACCAGAAGCGGUACGCCAUCGUCUCCGCCAUCGCCGCUUCCUCGGUUCCGUCUCUGGUCACCGCCAGGGGUCACAAGAUCGAGAAUGUUCCCGAAUUGCCCCUGGUCAUCAGCGACACCGCCGAGGGCGUCGAGAAGACCUCCGCGGCUAUCAAGCUGCUGAAGCAGAUCGGGGCUUAUGAUGAUGCUGAGAAGGCCAAGGACAGCCACUCGAUUCGGCCCGGGAAGGGGAAGAUGAGGAACCGCCGGUACAUCAACCGCAAGGGGCCGCUCAUUGUCUACGGCACCGAGGGGGCUAAGCUCGUCAAUGCCUUCAGGAACAUUCCCGGAGUUGAUAUCAUCAAUGUGGAGAGGCUCAAUCUGCUGAAGCUCGCACCUGGUGGCCAUCUCGGCCGGUUUGUUAUCUGGACCAAGUGUGCUUUUGAGAAGCUGGACUCGAUUUACGGGUCGUUUGAUAAGCCCUCGGAGAAGAAGAAGGGGUAUGUGCUGCCCAGGGCUAAGAUGGUCAAUGCUGACCUUGCUAGGAUUAUCAACUCCGAUGAGGUUCAGUCUGUUGUUAGGCCCAUCAAGAGGGAGGUGAAGAGGGCACCACUGAAGAAGAACCCGCUCAAGAAUCUCAACACCAUGCUCAGGCUUAACCCGUAUGCUAAGACUGCCAAGAGAAUGGCGCUGUUGGCUGAGGAGCAGAGGCUUAAGUCCAAGAAGGAGAAGCUCGACAGGAAGAGGAAGCCCAUUUCAAAGGAGGAAGCUUGUACCAUCAAGGCAGCUGGAAAAGCAUGGUACCAAACGAUGAUCUCCGACAGUGAUUACACCGAGUUUGACGUCUUCCAGAAGUGGCUUGGUGUAUCCCAGUGAUUCACUGCUUUAGUUUAUUAUGAUUUGGUCUUUACCUGUCUUAUUGUAUGUGGGAGGACAAUGUGUUUUUCCUCUAAGCUGUUGUCUUGCGGGAAUUAUCACUAGUCUAAUUUUUCAAUUUUGUUCUAUGACAAUGUUAGCUACUUUGGUUUGGUUAUUUAUCUUCCAGAUUUUCAACUUUUA